AUGGAAAUAAUCGAGUAUCGUUCGGUGAUUAAGUUCCUCCACAAAAAGGGGAAAACGAAUGUGCAAAUCAAAGCCGACCUGGACGAAGUAUAUGGUGAGGCUGCACCUUCGUUAGCACCAGUAAAAUUUUGGAAAGCUGAAUUUGUUCGUGGGCGUAGGAGUGUUUUUGAUGAUGAGCGUCCUGGGAGGCAAAAUGAAGUCACCACGCCAGAAAUGAUCAACAAAGUCCAUGACAUGAUUAUGGCAGAUCGUCGAAUCAAGCUCCGCGAGUUAGUAGAGGCCCUAAACAUUUCCAACGAACGCGUACACAACAUCAUUCACCACCAUUUGGACAUGAAAAAGCUAUACGCGCGAUGGGUGCCGCGUUUGCUGACAAACGCCCAAAUGAAAAAAACGUGUGACCACUUCGGAGACGCUUUUGGCGAUUAUACGGCGCGAUCCUAUGGAUUUUUUUCGCUGAUUUAUCUUGCCAGCGACUUUUUCCUGUUUCCAAACCUAAAAAAAUGUCUCGGAGGACGCCGUUUCGCAACAAACGAUGAAGUCGCUGAAACUUCGGCCUAUUUUGAAGAGCUCGAGCGAAAGUACUAUUCGGAUGGGAUAAAAAAAUUGGAACAUCGUUUUACUAAGUGUAUAGAGCUAACAGGGGACUAUGUUGAGAAAUAA
This is a messenger RNA of Photinus pyralis (common eastern firefly), 663 nucleotides long. RefSeq lists its product as uncharacterized. Gene Ontology annotation, molecular function: nucleic acid binding. NCBI's taxonomy places the organism in Eukaryota, Metazoa, Arthropoda, Insecta, Coleoptera, Lampyridae. The record is from RefSeq and is a predicted model, not a curated record. The coding region runs from base 1 to 663 and encodes 220 amino acids. The transcript has a single exon.